Messenger RNA from Trichomycterus rosablanca, 1128 nucleotides. It is a transcript of the gene szl, whose product is annotated as sizzled. The transcript is spliced from 4 exons. The record is from RefSeq and is a predicted model, not a curated record. Gene Ontology annotation, biological process: canonical Wnt signaling pathway; non-canonical Wnt signaling pathway. Bases 11 to 865 code for a protein of 284 amino acids. Gene Ontology annotation, molecular function: Wnt-protein binding. NCBI's taxonomy places the organism in Eukaryota, Metazoa, Chordata, Actinopteri, Siluriformes, Trichomycteridae.
CUCUGGAACUAUGGUGCUCCUCUCUACCUUGCUUGCUUUUACUCUUCUAGCCCAAAUCAGGGCUUUUGACUUGGGACAGUCGACCCGUUGCGUUCCUAUACCUCGACAGCUGAGCAUGUGUCACGACGUUGGCUACUCAGAGAUGCGGCUGCCCAACCUCCUUGGUCACAGCAGUUUGGAUGCUGAAGUGGUGCCACGCUCUGGGGCCUGGCGUUCCCUGAUGCAAGCUGGGUGCCACCCUCAGGCCCAGGCCUUCCUUUGCUCUCUUAUCGCUCCAGUCUGCCUAGACACGUUUAUCCAGCCGUGCCGCAGCUUGUGUAUGGCUGUGAAGGACAGCUGUGCCCCAGUCUUGGCUUGCCAUGGGCACUCAUGGCCCGAAACUCUGGACUGUGAUCGGUUCCCUGCUCAGGAGGAAAUGUGUCUUACUCCUCUGCCCAAGCAUAUCAGCAGCUUCUCUAAAGAUCUUCCUCAGCCUAUGUGUCAGACAUGCCCUUCAGUGGAGGAGCUACCUUCUUUGAAAACAGUUAUGGAUGCCGUUUGUCACACCGACUUUGCUGUUAAAGCCAAGCUGACCCGCCGGCGUGUGGCCUCUGCAGAACCAGAGUUUGAGGUGGAUGGAAAGGUGGAGUUCAUUCAGCGCGGCCGGCUCCUGCCUUACGACACCGCAAACCUACUGCAGCAGUGGCUCCUGCUCAACGUGCGCUGUGCGCAUGCGCUGGUUCGCCCCGGCCGCGCGCAACUCUACCUGAUCACGGGCACGAUGCGCGCGGACGGCACUGUGGAGCUGGUGCAUCUUUUUCCCUGGCUGAAGAAGGAUGUUCACAUAGCCUCGGGCACGCGCAAAUGGAAGCACCACAAGUGCUAAAGACAUUACAAAUACAGAUUUCUUCUAUAUAAAAGCUGGUGCUAUGCAGAGUUCUAUAACCUCGGAAUGUACAGAAAAUCCAUUUAAAGAAACUGUGUGUAAAACAUGCCAGCGUUUAAAGUUGGAGGUCUAGAUCCUUAUGUAGAGCCUUCAUUUUUCAGCACAUGAAAUCUAAUGCACUCCAAUUAUUUGUAUAUAAGUAGUCUAGAGUCAAAUGACUUGUAAAAAGAUAAUAUUUUAUUUGUGUAUUUAUGUGUGUUUUU